Striga asiatica is the source of this 327-nucleotide messenger RNA. Lineage: Eukaryota; Viridiplantae; Streptophyta; Magnoliopsida; Lamiales; Orobanchaceae. The record is from the annotation of a GenBank genome assembly.
AUGGUGGUGGUGAAAGUCAAUAAAAGACAGAAUUAUCUCCUUUUGAUGAUUUUCUUCUCACAUUGUUCCAAUGGACCUUAUGCGCGAGUAACACAACAACCCCUUAAGGGAAGGGCAAACCCGGAAGGACAACGAGUAGGAGAAAUGGAGGUUUGGGCCCUAGAAGGAUUUGGUCUUGCUCAUAUUUUACAAGAGAUGCUUACAACUAAAUCGGAUCAUAUUAGAACGCGCCAAAAAGUAGUUGGUACUACGAUCUUUGGAGGAACAAUAAGCCCGAGGAUGCUCCCGAAUCAUUUCGAUUGCUCGUUCGAGAACUACGAUCUUUAG